Babesia sp. Xinjiang is the source of this 7821-nucleotide messenger RNA. Its product is annotated as Small subunit processome component 20 -like protein. The transcript has 5 exons. The record is from RefSeq and is a predicted model, not a curated record. Bases 1 to 7821 code for a protein of 2606 amino acids. Gene Ontology annotation, cellular component: small-subunit processome; nucleolus; 90S preribosome. Lineage: Eukaryota; Apicomplexa; Aconoidasida; Piroplasmida; Babesiidae.
AUGACUAAUCGUGGGAAGUUUAAAUUUGAAUCCGCCUCUAAAAGGUCGCGGUCUCUAGGAGCUUCCACUUUCAGCGACAUUAGCACUGUCGUACAAACUGCUGUUCCCUUAGAAGAGCGCCGUUUUUUCCUUAACAAUGUUCGCAAUACCCUGCGCAGCAAGGAUUUGAUUAGGCACAAACAGGAUCUAAAGGACAUUCUUAACAAAUGCAUUGUUUUAAAGGAAGGACAAUUCACUUCGACGUUUUCGUUCCCAGAGUGGAGCGGAUUCGUGAUCGAGAGUUUGUUGCGGUGCGCUCAUGUCUCUAGUAAGCGAGAGCUCACGCCGUUGUGUCGACUACUCGCUCUUUUCUUUAAGGACUAUGGCGACCAGGAUGGUGUCAAUCUUCCGUUCGUUGGCCUCCUGGAGAUUUUAGAAACUAACCCGGAGAACAAUGCUGAACCCAUAUUUUCGUUCAUUUCUACUCAUUUCAGGAUCAACAGUCGUUGCGUUAGCGACGAUUUGGGCGAGUUGGUGUUACACUUCACUCCAUGGUUGACUCACAAACACCCUUUGUUGCGCCGUUUAUCCAUGGAGACCUUGAGCCUGUUACUACGAAGAGUUCCAGAAAUGAAGCAACGUACAGUGCUCUGCCGUUUGCUGUGCAUGGAUGGAUCGGAGCACCUUUUGUUCGGUUUGAUAAAGAAUGUGAAUGGCACUGUUACAACUAAAACGCAUUCUCUAUUUAAGUUUUUGUUAACAAAGCUCUCGUCUUCUGAGCUCCAGGCGCCAUGUGAUUUGGACGUGUCGGAUGCUAGGUGCCGUAUAUCCACCGCUAUGCGCCGUUGCGUGUUAAUGAUGUCCCGCCACGUUAAAGGUGGAAAGAUAGAAAUGGAUUGGUUAGCUCCUUUGUAUGACGAUUUCGUUUCUAAAUACAAUGAAACAUUGUCUAACGACGCCGUAUCGGCUUAUGCCAUAGCUGCCGAAUUGAGUCUUGAGAUUCUGAUUCUCUUCCAGGAGAACUAUCGCAUAAAGAUAAAGGACAUGGCAUUGAUCCGUUCGGGUCCGUCUUUUGAUGUGUUUUUGUCGCACUAUAUAGUGCCUCUUCUACAUUUUGCGAAAGCCGUCAAAUCCGCAGGGAGCGCACUGUUUAACGAGAUUUGUCAACUUUUGGUUCGAGUUGUGCGAUCUGAUAGCGAUGCAACCGGUGUUUUGCGUGAUAGAUUUACAGAUAUCCUUGAGGACCUCCUGUAUUUCAUGGAUGAUAUGACUAGCAUUAACCCCUUGAUGGUGUUGUUCGAGUGGCGUUUGAAAAGUGCCAACCUGAUGCACGUAUCUCAAGUUUUGUUGGUGAUAUCGCGUGUGUUUGAUAAUCGGGAAAAUUUCCACCCUGUUAUCGUUAACCCAGGGGUUAGCAAGAGGAUUUUAGAUUGCAUUUCGGUAUGUUUGGAGGACAUAAUUUCCCUGCGGCGGGAAUUAGGCACUCAACCGACCUAUGUGUGGCGUUGUCGUUUGAAUAAUGCAAUGUCGAUUGUCUAUGGCUGUCUUGCUGGUCUCUCUAGCAUUUCUUCAUUGAGGUGCAAGAUGAACUCGGUUCCGAUAGAAAUAGACACUGAUGUGUUCGAUCGUUUAUUGGGGGAGUGCUUGCAGUAUUUAAGAACCAUUGACAAUAGUUGUUUAAUUGUUGAAGUCUAUCUACUUUGUUGCAAAGUGAUAGGCCCAUCGGAUAGUGCUGUUCGAAUGGAGUCUUUAGUUGAAGCCACAAAGAUGAACUCUCGACUGUUGUCGAACUAUCGCGUAGUUGAGGAAAUGUCAAAUCGUUUCUCUCCCUCAAUGCACUCCCUGGCGCAAAGCAUCGUUGCUAUGCUUCCUAGCGCAAAAACGAAGUUUCGCUCCGCUUGCUUGAAAUUUUUUGCGGCACAUUUCUCCGGCAUUGGCGUUAACAACACCAGCUUGGUGACGCUUUUUGAUAUGGAGAGUUUAGAACCAUCGUUGGAUAACGAGCGUCGCAAAUCCUUGUUGCUGGGGAAGAGUGUUGAAAGUUUGCAUUUGUCCGGGGAUAGCACACCUGACAACGAGUUGCUUGUAUGCGUGUUGUUUAAGAUAUUGCUGAGCCAAUAUCUCGUCAAAUAUGCUCCGAUAUGGCAGGCUGCAUACGAAAGCCUCGAGAAGCUAACGGCAAGACUUGCAACGUUUUUCACGGGUAAGAAAUCCUCCACCCUGAAUUCUCUGUUAGAUUCUAUGUUGGUUUCGUGUUUUAAAUUACUAGAAUCGUCAGAAGCAGGUCAGCCAAUGGAGGUGGAAACACUACCCUCCUUCGUAGUUCCUUUCAUCGCCGAUGACAACAGCGAACCCACCGACGCUGUCACGCUGCAGCGUGAGGUAUUGCGUGCGAUGACUAUCGUAAUAUCGCAUGUGAGCAACAAAGAGCCUUAUAUGAUGCGCAUCUGUUCCUACGCACACGCACAAAUGACGGAUGAGUCACGGUUAAGGUUCCGUAAGCAUGCUCUUGGAACCUUGGCGACAUUGUUGCAGAAGUACAAACUAAAAGAGACCCCGUCCAACAUUGUUGAUACGUGUUUACGCGAUGGAAUUCGUUCGUCUGAUGGUGGGAUUCGAGAAUGCUCAUUGCUUAUAGUUUCAAAACGUUAUCCUGGUCUUAAUAUGAAGCGUCUGCAGGAUCUGGCCACCGGUGAUCAUCACGCUAUAUUGCUAGACGACGAUUCUUCUUCAACACGUCUUAAAAACGCGGAGAUGCGGGAGCUUUCCCUUGGUAUUGAGAUACGAAUGCUUUGCCCACGCAUACUGCAACAUUCCAAGCAGCUCCACGGCAAGGACGUCUUCGAAUACUUGUCGAAUUUAGAUCCCCGGUAUCUGAGUUUGUUGUGCGCGGAGUUGUUACCGGGGUGUUUUGGCAAUUUGUUUUUUUCUCCGUGUAACAUGGGUGAUGUUGCCUUCUCGUGGAUGGUCGACGUGCUUGGUUUUAAUGCAGAUGUCUGUAACAAUUUCCCUAUACAGAAGGCUAUUCGUACGGUUGUAGUGAUGGUGAAUAGACUCAAAAAACGGCUAAACUUGCAAGCUCUACCUCUGUUUGCUUGUUGCAUGGGUAUACUCUCAACUUGCAUCAGGCCUAUUGAUGCCGAGUUGAAGCCAGGUGAAACGUACCUGUCCGACUGCAACAUCGAUUCCUUAAUCAGCGUAACAAUCACAUUAAUGGUUGAUCUGCUAAACACUUUUGGAAACAUGCUACCACAAUUCAUGGCUGUAAUAUCGGAUCAUGGCACUACUAUAGAGACACUUUUGAACGGGCACAAGGAUGUCUUGUCUCUUAUUGCGUGUUUGACGAGUAGUGCGGAUAUCGUGGAGGAGCUGUGCAUGUCUGUGAUACGUGGCGCCUUCCCUGGCAUAUUCCAACGUUCUCCCACCCCUCAGCUGGUAGGCAUUAUUGAGAAUCUGUAUUGCCGUUAUGCACCCUCACUAGUUAGCGGUUCCGCUUCGUGCGAUGUCAUGACAUCUUUUUUGGUUGCACAGUCGUCUGUUGUUUUGGAAUGUAUCAAGGAUUACAAACCUUUUGCCACACAUAUUGUAAAGGCAAUCCUGCUUCUUCCGGUAGAAGAUGUGCACCGUUCACUAUGUUUGAGCAUUUUGCUGAGCAACUUGCCAGAUUUGAAAAUUUUCUCAUUUCACAAGCUAAGGACAGAGCUGCGGAGUCACGAUCACUUGCGGUCUUUGCGUCGUCUGCUGGAGUGUCUGAAGCUGUGCGUUUCUCUGCUGAGGGCAGGCAACGUGUCUAUCAUCAACAAAAUUUGGAACUUUGUCAACGAUUGCCUCUUCUAUAUAGGCGAUUUAGAAUGCAGACGCCUCUCAUGUUCCGUUUUAUCUUGCCUACCCGUUCAAGAUAAAAGAUUGGUCUCACUAUGUGAUCAUCUCCUUACCAUGAAUGAUUCUUCCAGCGGCAGCAUGGAUGCCAAGUUAGAUUUUGACGUGAACUGCGAUCGCUUGGCGUUGUUGGUAACGGAUGUUGCGGAAAAGGAUCCAUCAGCUAAGGUACUCUUCACGGCUUUAUCGCAUGCCUUGUUUGUGUUACUUUGUGGUCACAAGGACCCUACUGUACGCCGCUGCGUGCUACUUUUCACUCAUUCAGUGAUGAGUGUCAUCAGCAGAUCAUUUCUUGAUGUAUCGGUGUGCGAGCCUCUGGUUCACUCCAACGUUUCGUCGGCUUGCGAUUAUAUGGAUACUGGCGAUACCCCUUUCGCCGCGCUGUUAUUAAAUGGCAUAUUUCCAUUUAUUCAGCGUUGUAUUUCGGCUACUAAUCUAAGAGAAACCCUUUUUUUCGUGUCUAUUGAGCUUUUGGAGCAAUUCAGCAAGUGUUUCAGUGCUGACUCGAGAUUAAGUUUUUUUUUUGGAGAAUGUCUUCAUGGUGAUCUUUUGUGUAACGGCGAUGUACUAGAUUGCCUGUCUAACUUACAUCACGUACAAAAGCAUGUCCGCAACGAGGGUCUGAAACAAUUGUGCCGAUUGAUUUCAGGUGGUGUGUUUUCAUCUCAUACCAUUUGUAGGAUCUUUGUUCCCAUAUGUCUUCACUUUUUGCAGGAGAGCGAGUUACCUCGGUAUGAAUUGUUUCGUGAGGGUGCCCGCGACUGUUUGAUUGAGUGUGGUAAGAAAUUAUCAGCGUUUACCUUGUUGAAGUUUUUGCGUCAGCUACUCGAGGUUUACGAUAACCAUGUGCAGUCAGCACUUCAGAUUUUUUCGAACGUUGUGCGUGCUUUCCCCGUGAGUUCGGAUGGCGAAAGCUCUAGUUUGAUAUCGAAAGAUGAUGGUAACAAUGAGUCCUAUAGCUGGCUUUUGCAGAGGUUACGAGGUAGGCUGAUGCGUUCUGAGGAUGGUGUGGAUAUACCUUGCAUCGACACAUAUGAGGCGGUAGGUUCGCUAUUGCAUCACCAGCGAGCUGAUGUUCGGGAGAAAGAGGCAAUUAAGCACUCUAGGCUACUGUGCAAAUCACUCUGUUCACGAAAUCGGGAGGUUCGUCGCAACGGACGCCUGUCGCUUGUUAAGUUCCUGCACUGUUUGGGAUUUUCGUAUUUCGCAGUUAUUUUGAAGGAAUUAUCAAGUACUAUGACUCGCGGUUUUCAACUGCAGGUUUUGAUCUUUACCUGUCACUCUAUUUUGUCAUCAUUUUCUAACUUGUGUCCUUCUCUAAAGAUUACCUGUGACGACGGUUUGGAAACUAUGCUUCAUAUGAUAACAGUAGAGCUACUUUUGCAGCAUGAGAAGGAUGGCAUUGCCUCCAAGCUAGAUGAAGCACGAAACUCUAAAGCUGCUGGUUUGAUUGAAUUGCUGGGCGAGUUUGGCGAUCUUGAAGUUUGUCGUGGUAUAUGUCGUUACCUCUGGUCUAUUUUGAAAGGUACCUGCAUGAUGCCACCAGAUUCAUGCUUCGAAUACUCCAAUAAGCUUUUGCAGGUGGUUCAUCAUUUAAUUUCGAGUUCUAUCAUCGGUUUCAUUGCUAACCGAAAUGUGGAUUUGUAUUGCUUGGCAAGUUCCUUGUUUUAUGGUUAUCUGCCGCUAGUUCGCGGUAUGUCCAAACGAUUAAAGGCACAACUGCCACCCGAUAUAUAUUCCCAGUACGUUGCUAUCACAAAAGCAGCCGCCGUGUCACUGAAACUUGUUUCGUCGGAUACUGGGGGGGACCCCGGUUCCGCCGUAACUUCUACAAAAUAUGUGUCAAACGAUGCCAACAAAAAGAAAGAGGAGCAUUAUACGUUAUUCUCUGGAACGUCAACUGGCCGCUCGUUGUCCACCUCUAAAAAGAUGGGUUUCGAUGACCACAUUGUAUCUCCACUGUUGGUUAAUGUGGCAUUGAGGAUUUAUGCACAUAUGGCUUCAGUUCCUGGGAAUGUUUUUAUUUCAUCCGUUAACAAUGAUGUUGAUGCUUCUGUAGGUUGUCUUAUUAAUUUUUCUGUAUCACACGUUCCGAGCAUUACAACAGCUUUUGGCAUUGUUUUAUGUUUCUUUUGCGAUGAUUUGAAACUACAGCGGUCCUCUGCGUCAUGUUUAUUUCAUUUAUGCAACGACAAUGUGGCUUUCAUGGAUAUGUGCGGUCCUGUCCUUGCGGAGCAUCUGGUGGAACGCCUUGGUUCGAUGCAAUUGGUCGGCUCUGAGGACCUAGCAAAGGACCACCUACGUCUAUGUUGCCAGUUUCUACGAUCUCGAUCAAACAAUAUACUUUUUACCGCAUGGAAGAAAUCAGGUAAACCCAACGAGCUGGUUUCCGGCCUCUUACUUUUGCUUGAGGCGAAUCUGGAUCGUGUGGGUUUGCAAAGUGCACUUUUGAAACUGUUCACGGUGCUUUUACAGCUUGAAGUGUCGAAUUCAACUGUUGACAAGACUUUAUAUGAGGCUUUUCAGGAGAUUUUCGUACGUAUGCUAAAGGGUGGAUUAACUCCGGCUGCUAUGCGAGCAUCUGCACGUGCGAUUGCACAAUUUCUAAUUCGCAUCCCUAUGGAAGAAUCUAAUCGGUCCAAAAGAUUUGGAUUGCUGUUGAAGCAUGUAACAUCGCCCAUUCCAUUGGUACGGUUGACGGUUCUUCAAUGUCUGCAGCAUCUGCUUAAGGGUUUGUCGAAGAAGGGAGGAUGGAAGCGUUAUAGUGAAAUGGUUGUUGUGUGCAUCGCUAUGCAAUUGUUACAUGAGUCUGACUUGGAGUGCAAGCGUGUUAUGGCUACUACUAUUUCUUUCACUUGGUCGGAAAGUUCUGUCGACCUCAAGAAGGGUUUGUUGGACUGCGUUGGCCAUUUCCUGGGUAAAUCUGCCGGUUUCAAGGAGGCCGCAUUUGCUUACUUUUUGUUCCAUUGUCUGUCAACUGAGAUCUCUGUUUCUUGGAUGCGCAAAAGUCGCAUUUUUGACACUAUUGUUCCCUUUACGGACGGUUUGGAUCGACCUUUAUGCGUAAAGGCCGGUGACAUACUUUGGCAGUUUCCAUAUUACUGGUUGCGGUUAUUGUUUCAUUUUCUAACUAUUUCUAAAGGUAUCGACAUCCUGUCAUUGGAUGGAGUCGCGUCGCCUCAAGAAGAUUCCAUGGUGGCUGUCAUGAACAAGACGUGGAGAUUUGCCGUGGAAUAUGGCACCAGUUCUAAUCACCCGUGGGUCCGUGCUGCAUCGUUGCGUGUGUUAUCCCUGGUGCUGCGUUGCCCAGCAGACUACGACAAGGUUUAUACUAGUCGUGAUGGAGACAUGUACUCAUUGGCGAAGCCGUGUAUGAAAUUGCUUUCUACGGAAACUGGUAUGGUCGAGCGCCACGAGAAGGUUGGUGCUGCGUUAAAAGAGUGUCUCAUGUGUAUUAUUGACAACAUGUUCAGGCACGUGUGCAAGUCAGAUAAAAACGUGCAUCGUUUCGUGUCGAAACUCUGUUAUGACUUGCGUCUAUGUCUCGGCAAGUCCCGUCGUUGUGGUCGCCGCAUUGAGCUUUUAUUAUCACUGCUGCAUCACUACGUGGCUAAUGUCACUGCUUUCGAGAAACUUUUGAGGGCCCCAAUGUUGCGUGUUAUCAUAGCUUCAAGUCGAGCUCUAACCUGCAAUCUUCGUUUGCCGUCUACUAAGGAUCACAGUUCUGCAUCCGAAGAGACAUCGGAAAGACUGUUGACCGUAUCGGAUUUCGCACAUCAAAUCAUUUCCACCAUCGAGAAUCGUUUCCGCGUUUUGGAUCAGAGUAGCGAUUAUUUGACCCUGCUAAGUUUUGCCCGAGACUUCGUUUCGCGCCGCAGGAUGAUGCAAAGGACCAAGAAGCAGUCAAACCGCCUGGUGAUAGGUAAGGCGAAGAACAAGGGACGAAAACGUCGUUUGAAAUGA